This is a messenger RNA of Malassezia japonica, 1653 nucleotides long. RefSeq names its product sphinganine-1-phosphate aldolase (gene DPL1). The record is from RefSeq and is a predicted model, not a curated record. The transcript has 2 exons. Bases 1 to 1653 code for a protein of 550 amino acids. Gene Ontology annotation, cellular component: endoplasmic reticulum. Gene Ontology annotation, molecular function: sphinganine-1-phosphate aldolase activity; pyridoxal phosphate binding. Gene Ontology annotation, biological process: carboxylic acid metabolic process; sphingolipid catabolic process. NCBI's taxonomy places the organism in Eukaryota, Fungi, Basidiomycota, Malasseziomycetes, Malasseziales, Malasseziaceae.
AUGGGUGGCUCGGGCGGCUCCAGCAGCAACUGGACCAACAGUAUAGUGACGUACGACAAUGCUCGUACGGUUGCCUUGGUAUGGGUCGUGCUGCACUUUGGCCGCCGCUGGCUCCGCGCGAUCCGUGCAGAGGGUCUGACGGGUAUCGUGCUCCAGGCGUACUCGGCCCUGGUGCAGCGCUUCGUGGGCCUCAUGCUCAAGCUGCCCUCGAACAAGAGGCGCAUGGACCGCGAGAUGGGCGAGGCAACGACGACGCUCGAAAAGAGCCUCUUGCCCCCGUCGAGCGUGCCGACGGUGCGCACGCUGCCGGUGCACGGCCGCGACGAGGCGUGGAUCGACAAGCAGCUCGCCGUACUGCAGCACCUCACCGGCGAUGACAGCGGCGACUCGGAGCGCCAGUGGCGCGACGGCCACGUCUCCGGUGCGGUGUACCACGGCGGCGAGGAGCUGAACCGCGUGAUCCUCGGUUGCUUUGCUCGCUUCCUCUUGUCCAACCCGCUGCACCCGGAGGUCUUCCCGGGUGUGCGUAAGAUGGAGUCGGAAAUCGUGGCGAUGGCCCUGAGCAUGUACAACGCGCCGCCAGGCGCCGCCGGCACCACGACCUCGGGCGGCACCGAGUCGAUUCUGAUGGCAUGCAAGGCCGCGCGCGACUGGGGGCGCGCCGAGCGCGGAAUCACCGAGCCGGAGAUUGUGAUCCCGACGAGCGCGCACGUCGCCUUUGACAAAGCGGGCCAGUACUUUGGGCUCAAGGUGCGCCGCAUCCCGGUCGACCGCAUCACGCGCAAGGUCCGCAUCGACGCGAUGCACCGCGCGAUCAACAGCCAGACGGUGCUGCUCGUGGGCAGUGCGCCCAACUUCCCCGACGGCAUGAUCGACGACAUUGUCUCUAUUGCCGCGCUCGCCAAACGCCACGGCAUCCUGUGCCAUGUGGACUGCUGCCUCGGCUCGUUCCUUGUGCCGUUCCUCGACCGCGCGGGGUACGUCUCGGAGCCGUUUGACUUCCGUGUGGAUGGCGUUACGUCGAUUUCCUGCGACACGCACAAGUACGGCUUCGGCCCCAAGGGUCUCUCGGUGGUGAUGUACAGCACCGAGCGCAUGCGCCGCUUCCAGUACUAUGUCAACUCCAGCUGGGUCGGCGGUGUGUACGCGAGCCCGACGCUCGCUGGCUCGCGCCCCGGAUCGAUCAUCGCCGCGACGUGGGCGGUGAUGGUCGCCAUGGGCCAGGACGGCUACACAAACUCUUGCAAGAGCAUUGUCGGCGCUGCCAAGGACAUUGAGCGCCGCGUGCGCCAUGAGAUCCCCGAGCUUACCGUGCUCGGCAAGCCGCUCGUGAGCGUCGUGGCGAUCGCCAGCGCCGGCACGCACAACAUCUACGACGUGGGUGACCAAAUGAGCAAGCGUGGCUGGCACCUCAAUGCGCUCGGUGGCGACGUGCCCGCGGUUCAUCUCGCGUGCACGCGCCUGACGGUGCCGAGCGUGGACCAGUUCAUUGCGGAUCUCAAGGAUGCGGUCGCGCACUCGCGCACUAAACCUGCGAAGCCCGGUACGAUGGCGACGGUCUAUGGGCUGGGCCAGAGCUCGGCGGUGGGCCCGAUGCUCAUCGGCGAGAUGGCUUCGCGCUUCGUGGAUACGCUGUACAAGGUACAGCCGUAG